GCACGGACUCUGUACGUGAACGCAACACCAAGCGCUUCCGCGCACGGACCCUGGACGUGAACGCAACACCAGGCGCUUCCGCGCACGGACUCUGUACGUGAACGCAACACCAAGCGCUUCCGCGCACGGACUCUGUACGUGAACGCAACACCAGGCGCUUCCGCACACGGACUCUGUACGUGAACGCAACACCAAGCGCUUCCGCGCACGGACUCUGUACGUGAACGCAACACCAAGCGCUUCCGCGCACGGACUCUGUACGUGAACGCAACACCAGGCGCUUCCGCGCACGGACUCUGUACGUGAACGCAACACCAAGCGCUUCCGCGCACGGACUCUGUACGUGAACGCAACACCAAGCGCUUCCGCGCACGGACUCUGUACGUGAACGCAACACCAGGCGCUUCCGCGCACGGACCCUGGACGUGAACGCAACACCAGGCGCUUCCGCGCACGGACUCUGUACGUGAACGCAACACCAGGCGCUUCCGCGCACGGACUCUUGACAUGAACGCAACUCCAAGCGCUUCCGCACACGGACUCUGAACGUGAACGCAACACCAGGCGCUUCCGCGCACGGACUCUUGACAUGAACGCAACACCAAGCGCUUCCGCGCACGGACUCUGGACGUGAAGGCAACACCAGGCGCUUCCGCGCACGGACUCUGGACGUGAAGGCAACACCAACCGCGUCCGCGCACGGACUCUGGACGUGAAGGCAACACCAAGCGCGUCCGCGCACGGACUCUGGACGUGAAGGCAACACCAAGCGCGUCCGCGCACUGGUCGGAGCGCACUUGGAGGUGAGACUGGAAUUAAGUGUGUGCGCGUUGUAGAAGAAGUUGGUGCCAGCUAAUGAUUGACGCGCGCUGCGUGCGGGAUUAAUCAUCAAUAAGAAGAAACAGGACUUGAGCUGAAUGGGGUCCAGCGUGAGGCUGCUGGUCCUGGUCCUGCUGGUCCAGAGUCCAGGCGGAAUGCAGGCGGCGUCCAAGGAGCGGGUGUGCGAGACCAUCACGGUGCCCAUGUGCCGGGGCAUCGGCUACAACCUGACCUACAUGCCCAACCAGUUCAACCACGACACCCAGGAGGAGGUGGGCCUGGAGGUGCACCAGUUCUGGCCUCUGGUGCGCAUCCGCUGUUCUCCGGACCUGCUCUUCUUCCUGUGCAGCAUGUACACGCCCAUCUGCCUGCCGGACUACCGCAAGCCCCUCCCCCCGUGCCGCUCCGUGUGCGAGCGGGCCAAGCGGGGCUGCUCGCCGCUCAUGAGCCAGUACGGCUUCGAGUGGCCCGAGAGAAUGAGCUGUGAGCGACUGCCCCGCCUGGGCGAUGAGACCCUGUGCAUGGACCAGAACAGCAGCGAGACCACCACUGCGGCGCCGCCCUUCCCCAAGCCUACCCGGGGGCGAGCCAGAGUCGCGGAGCGGGAGUGCAGCUGCCGAGAACCUCUGGUCCCCAUCAGGAGGGAGAGCCACCCGCUGUACGGGAGGGUCCGCACGGGGCCCCUGGCCAACUGCGCCCAGCCCUGCCACCAGGCCUACUUCUCAGCGGAGGAACGCACCUUCACGGCCUUCUGGGUGGGCCUGUGGUCUGUCUUGUGCUUUGUGUCCACGCUGACCACGGUGGCCACCUUCCUGAUGGACACGCAGCGCUUCAAGUACCCAGAGCGGCCCAUCAUCUUCCUGGCCGCCUGCUACCUCUUCGUGUCUCUGGGCUACAUGCUGCGCCUGGUGGCGGGGCACCAGCGCGUGGCCUGCGCCCCCAGCGGCGAGCAUGUCCUUUAUGACACCAGCGGCCCCGCCCUCUGCACGCUGGUCUUCCUGCUGGUCUACUUCUUCGGCAUGGCCAGCUGCAUCUGGUGGGUGGUCCUGUCCUUCAGCUGGUUCCUGGCGGCCGGGAUGAAGUGGGGCAGCGAGGCCAUCGCCGGCUACUGCCAGUACUUCCACCUGGCCGCCUGGGUGGUCCCCAGCAUCAAGACCGUCAUGGUUCUGGCGCUCAGCGCCGUGGACGGCGACCCGGUGGCCGGAAUCUGCUACGUGGGCAACCAGAGCCUGGGAAACCUGCGGGGGUUCGUGCUGGCGCCACUGGCGGUCUACCUCUUCACGGGCUCGCUCUUCCUGUUGGCCGGCUUCGUGUCCCUCUUCCGGAUCCGCAGCAUCAUCAAGCAAGGUGGCACCGAGACGGACAAGCUGGAGCGGCUGAUGAUCCGCAUCGGCCUCUUCACCGUGCUCUACACCGUGCCCGCCGGCGUGGUGGUGGCCUGCCUGGUCUACGAGCAGCACCAAAGACCCGGGUGGGAGCGGGCGCUGGCCUGCACCUGCGCCUUGGAGCGCCAACGUCUGGGCGCCGGGCCCGACUAUGCCGUCUUCAUGCUCAAGUACUUCAUGUGCUUGGUGGUGGGCAUCACCUCCGGGGUCUGGAUCUGGUCAGGGAAGACUGUGGAAACGUGGAGGAGAUUCUUGGCGCGCUGCUGCCCCUGCUGGCGGUACAAGAUGGCGACUCCGCCCCCGUUGUACGGCGACACCGGCACCGUGUACCAUAAAGCUCCUUCUCAUAUAUGACACAUGGACGCAAUAUUUAUUGACCUACUUUUACAUGCCUUGUAAAGACAUCAUGUCGGCCGGGAAUCGAACGUGCGACACCUGUGGCUAGUUUAGAUGUCUGCCCUUAAAGCUGCAGUCAGUUGGCCUCCAACACCACCUGCUGGCAGAUCAUACUUUGGACUUUGUCUGUAAACCUUCUUUAUCUGCUGGCGGUCAACUAGCCCACAUUGAAGCGUCAACUAGCCCACAUUGAAGCGUCAACUAGCCCACAUUGAAGCGUCAACUAGCCCACAUUGAAGCGUCAACUAGCCCACAUUGAAGCGUCAACUAGCCCACAUUGAAGCGUCAACUAGCCCACAUUGAAGCGUCA
This is a messenger RNA of Entelurus aequoreus (snake pipefish), 2910 nucleotides long. It is a transcript of the gene fzd5, whose product is annotated as frizzled class receptor 5. Gene Ontology annotation, biological process: canonical Wnt signaling pathway; non-canonical Wnt signaling pathway. The transcript has a single exon. The record is from RefSeq and is a predicted model, not a curated record. Gene Ontology annotation, molecular function: Wnt-protein binding; Wnt receptor activity. Bases 918 to 2558 code for a protein of 546 amino acids. NCBI's taxonomy places the organism in Eukaryota, Metazoa, Chordata, Actinopteri, Syngnathiformes, Syngnathidae. Gene Ontology annotation, cellular component: plasma membrane.